AUGAAAUACGUCACAGGACAUAAACUCAUGGGCGUUGGGACCGAAGCUCAAGGUAGCACCAUAACGGUGAGCAUCUACACAGUAACAUCAAAGACCAUCACGGUUCAGUGGAGCAGAUAUGCAGGCGCCAGCUCGUACAAGGUCACAGCCACGCCGAGAAACUCGCUUGAGCCAUCUGUCUUCACCCACUUCAGCGGGAACAACAUCAUGGGCACUGUCGGCUCCCUGUCCACUAAUACCCCCUACACCAUCCAAGUGGAGGCUAUGGAUGACUCCAUGAAUGUCUUGAGCCAGACGGAUGUGGAGGGAGAAACAUCACCUGAGGUGCCUAUCAUUGAGGCAGCCACAUCCAAACAGAGCCAGAACAUGACUGUGGAGUUCACUGAGGUCCAGGGUGCCACCUCCUACAUCUUACGUGCAGUAACUGCCGAUGGCUCCUUCUUCUCCGAGACCACAGUUCCUGGCUCUCCGGGAACAAUCGAGGGUCUCCAACCAUACACAGAGUACACCCUAAACGUCAUGUCCGUCAACGCCGGAGGCAGGAGUCAAGCUUCCCUCCCAGUGCAAGCAAAGACAGUGGUUUCAGCCCCUCAGCUUACCGCCACCUCCCCCAACAACGACACUAUCGUGCUGGACUGGGCUCCUGUGGACCACGCUGUCCUCUACACCCUCAGCAUCAUCAGAGAGGGAUCAGACAGCCAGCACCGCCUCAACACCACCGACACCUCCAUCAGCUUCCAGGACCUGGAGGCUGGGACCAACUACUGCAUCACAGCCAAAGCCUGGGACCCUGAGAGCAACCCUGGAGAUGACUUCACCAUCUGCCAAGUCACACGUCCUCCCACUCCUCAGUCCAUUGAGCUGACGGUGACAUACAGUCAAGAGGCAGGUCUGUCCGUAUCAUGGGCGGUGGCUCAGGGGGCAGAGCAAUACCUGGCUGUGAGCUCCAGGGGCCUCAACUGCUCCUCCUCCUCCAGCCCCUGUGUCAUGACCACUCUUCAGUGUGGGGAGAGAUUCUCCGUCAGUGUCACCGCCGUCAACCAGGCUGGGCCCAGCUAUCCCUCUGACCCGCUGGACUUUAUCAGCUUCCCCUGCCCUCCAUCACCUUUGUGGAUGGAGGAGGCAGUUCCAGGGAACUGCUCGGUGUCCUGGAAUGCCGUGCCUUGGGCCGAGCGCUACACCGCCUUUGUGAAGAGGGACGAUGGCACUGAGGAGAUGUGUAACUCCACUGACACAGACUGUAGUUUCCACUGCCGCUGUGGCUACACCUUCCUCAUGACAGUGUUCGCCUACAACCAGGCCGGGGCCAGCCCCCCGGGGACAGUGCUUAACUACACCACCCUCCCUUGCUGUCCAGACGAUGUUUCAAUCUCAUUGGUUUCCACGGAGACGCUAGAGAUUGGGUGGUCAUCAGUACGGGGGGCAGAGGUAUACGAAACAAGGGCAGUGGACGAAUCAGAGGUGAUCUUGUGUAAUGACACGGCUCCUGUGUGUGCGCUUUCUGGCCUCACCUGCAAUAGCCGCUACAGUGUGGUGGUUACUCCAUGUAAUGAACUGCGUGGCUGCAACCGAGCCUGCCAACCACAAACCCACGAAACUGCUCCCUGUAUGCCUGAGAUAUUGAGUAUUACUCAGAACAACUCAUCCUCCAGUGUCACUAUCACCUGGAGUUCGGCUAACACAGCUGCUAACUACACAGCCAACCUCAUAGGUGCAGGCACCAGCCACAGCUGUCAGUCAAGUGGAACAUCCUGUGAGGUGCACAGCCUGCCCUGUGGCUCUGUGUACGAGGUCAGUGCCAUCGCUUCCACGGCAGCAGGCCUGAGCAUGCCCAGUUACACCGUUCCCUUGGAAACAGGCCCCUGCUGUCCGGCCAGCUUAACUGUUAGUCAGGUGACUCAGGCCAUGAGCAAUGUAACAUGGUCAGCAGCUCGAGGGGCCCAGUCCUACGUCACUUCUCUGUCAUCACCACGAGGAGACGCCCGGUGCCACACCCUAGACACACACUGCCUAAUGGGAUGUAUCACCUGUGGCACCAACUACACCGUCUCACUGGAGGCCAUAAGCCGAACAGGGCACAAGUCUGAGUGCACCUAUCACGGCUUUUCUUCCAGUGAGUGCUGUCCCUCUGGUGUGAGGUUAUACAGGAUGUCCAAUAACACAUUACGGGUGCACUGGAGGUCCUCCGGCUCCCUGCUAAACCACACGGCGGACGUUUAUGGUAGCGUGUCAAACUACACAUGUAGCCCACCUCCUGGUGCUAACACAUGUGACGUGUCAGAGAUAGUGUGUGGAGACGUGUACACCGUGGUGGUCUCACCCAUCGGUCGUGAUGGGACUAAGAUCCAGUUUUGUCCAAGGAGGAUGUACUCAGUUUCCUGUGCAGGCAACAACGUUGGAAUGGUCAUCUAUCGAGGGAGAAGAAGUGUGGACUAA
Molecule: messenger RNA, 2436 nt
Organism: Chanos chanos (milkfish)
Lineage: Eukaryota; Metazoa; Chordata; Actinopteri; Gonorynchiformes; Chanidae
Gene: fndc7b
Product: fibronectin type III domain containing 7b
Exons: 13
Coding region: 1-2436 (811 amino acids)
Molecular function (GO): protein binding
Source: RefSeq, a predicted model, not a curated record